Molecule: messenger RNA, 6361 nt
Organism: Acanthoscelides obtectus
Lineage: Eukaryota; Metazoa; Arthropoda; Insecta; Coleoptera; Chrysomelidae
Source: the annotation of a GenBank genome assembly
AAACAGGGUAACAAGGUAGACAGCUUUUUCAACUAUAUUUUUUUAUGUUUCAGUAAUGAAGCACCACAUCCCGUUCCAUGGCUGCAGUGGUUAGCCAUGCGAUGCGACGAUUCCCUACUUCGCCUCCUGACACUUCGUACUCAUCUUGCAGAUUUAGGGGCGACUUCUCAUCAUCAUCGGGCAGCUGCAGUCCAGCGGCAGCGGCGGCUGCGGCGGGCAGCAGCAGCGCCCUCUCGCGCUCGAUGCGCUACGCGGAUCCAUGGCUUUACGGUGGACUUAGCGGGGGAGGAGGAGGAGGUGGACUGCUGCUCACUCCCGCUUUCGUGCUCUGCUCAUGCGCAGACUACCUCAACGGUACCAAGAGGGCCAAGAAGAAUGCGCCACACCAAUGCCGGAAGUGCGGAGGGACCAGGUUACCGUUAACAGCUUUGGAUCCAUCGGCAAAGUUUGGCACGGUUCGAUGUUAUCCCACAGCACCAGUCCAUUCCUCCAUUGCAAUACCACCAAGAGCUGGUACCGUCCGAGCGAGUCCAUCGUACCAUGCACGGCCCACUAUUCUCCCGGACCCGUAUGACCUGAUGCGAAGAUCAAGGUUGGAAGGGCAGAGUACUCAGCAUAGAUCCAGGUCUAUAUCACCCAAAAAGUCAAAGAGCAACAAAAGUUCCAAGUCCGAACCUUACAACACUGUAGGGAGAAGGUCAAUUCUGGAAUGUGACAUCAAUCCAUACGAGCUAGUAUCCGCUGACGAUGGACCUAAGGCAAAAGAAUCUUCUAGCAUCAAGUUUGUGAAUGGGCAGAGGAUAAGAGUUAGACCAUCUCUUUGUGAUUUGGAAUAUGAAGAUGUUCAAGUUAAAUCCCCACUACCACCACAGCAACCUAAGGCUAAGGAAAAACGUACAGAAAAUUUGCAUUCACUCCCAAAAAAGUCAUCAACUCCAAAAACCACUUCGUCUUCUCCAAAAAUCUCAGAGAACAAAGACCUAGAUUUCACGAGUCGAUUCAAAUCCAUCUUGAAGAAACCUUCAACCAACUACAGUGAUACAGAAUCAGAUAAUUAUGGAGAAAGAAGCCUAUCACCUCCAGCUCAGAAAGGUGGUUCACAGUUUUAUCUACCUUUACCCACUGUCAGAAAGAAAGUACAAUUCUUGAUGGAAAAUAUUAGGAGUAGGAAGGAUUCGGAAGAUAGUCUUGAUAAACUAGAGAAUGGUUGCAAUAGUGGAGCAGAAGAAGAGGAAGCAACUGAAUGUAGCAAUACUAAAGAACCAUUUGUGGAAAACGAGGUUCACCAUGCACAAACAGAUGAAACUCCACAAAGCGAACCUAAGAGAGCUUGCAAUCUGAAUCGAAGCUUCAGUGACCGCGCUUCCAACAGGGAGAGCAGCGUUGUGUUCCACGACACCAUGGCACUGAGACAGAAAAAACGGGCAGACUGUAGAAUAGACUUCAGUGAUCUCGAGAGAUUGGAUGGUAUAAAAUCUAUAACCAGGAAAGUCAGUACUUCUGAUCAAAAGCCAAAUGGUCGACCUCCUUCACCCCCCAUGAUUAAAGAAGAAGCGAAAGAUGAGGUCAAACAAGCAGAAGAUACGGAGCCAAAAUCAUUGGAUCCUGAGAGGGGUCCAACCAGAAAACUAUCUAAUUUGAUCGAUAGUGAAACCAAGAAGGUCAUUGAGAGUUUGAAGGAAGAAUUGAAACCUUUGCUGCAUGAAGUCGGUAGAACUACUCCUCCAUAUCAACAAAAUACUCAAAAAAUAAGCAUGGAUAUUGAACCUAGAAGAAAAAUCAGUGAUCAUGUUUAUGAAGAUCUGCCAGAUGAGAAAACUGCUUUGGAUAAACUGGAAAGGUGUCUCAAGGAAGUUCAAUUGGAGAAUAAUUUUCUUUAUGAAAAUAUUCCACCACAGGCACCGCCUAGGAAAAGAAGUAAUGGAAAGCAGUCUUCUCCACCUCCUGGUGAAGAACCUGUAAAGGUAUCCACAUCUGCCACAAUCCAUACCGUAAGAAUCGACUCACCGAACAACUUACUAAGCGACUACAUGAACAGAACAGUAGUCCAAGUGAACAGUCCACCAGCAGUCCAUAAAAUCCAAAUCAAGAACGAAUUUUCAGAUACUUCCAACAUCCAUUCAGUUUCAAUUUUGGAAAAUCCUCAACGAAAAACAUCCAUACUUAUCAACGGCGAUGACUGUUAUUCAACUGUUAAUGUUAGCGAUGACAUUCCUUUGUACCAAUCAUCAGUGGUUGUGAACGACACAAUUACAGCAUGUCCUCCAGCAAUAUCCACGAAAAAGAGUAGUACCGUGUACAUCACUGGAUCGUUCGUACCAACUCCGGAAAAUCCUCCAAAACAAACCGAAGACCCAGCUUCAACCAAAGAAUAUGUUCCAAUGACUUGUUGUCAAAUCGAAGGAUCUCAAAAGAAGGAAGAAGACCCGCCAUCUUCUGACGUACUGAAAGAGCUGUUGAAAGACCCAGUGGCAGCUGUGAAGCGUAAUCUAGUCCCGCACGUCUGUGGCAAGGCAGAUGUGUCCAGGAGACCACGUGACAGGAAGAUGUUCAACCACAUGGUGCAAAGUUUGGUCGGUGAAGUUCCUGAAGAGAAAGCUAUGGAGGAGUCGUUCUUGAGACUGAGAAGCUAUGAGUCUGUUGGCGAUGACGUAUCUUCCGAGCAUAGCUCUUCUACGCAGUACGAGCUGAUGGAUCCUGGGUCUGAUUGCUAUACGGACAACAGCAAUAGGAGUUCUGUGAACGAAGACGAACUGAGCAAUAGGACGAAGUUCUACGAGCUGUUGGCAGAGCCUGCCGAGAUCGAGGUGGCAGACAGUGAUGAUCAUCAUUACGAAAGUAUAAAGACCAAUAACGAUCCGAUCUACGAAGAGAUUGAGAUUCCACCACCAUUGCCCAGUAAUCCACCACCAUCGAGCCUUCUGGAUGAUCUGAACUUGGAUAAGGAAUUUACAACUAGGUCCAUAUUCGAAGGAGCAUCGAAGUAUGAUAUCCUGAGCUACUUGGUAGAUGCGAAAGAGAGAGGAAUAGUGCAAGAACAGGAAGACAACUAUACUUACGCUAUCCCGGUCGAGGAAGAAAACAAAGAAGCAUACAACAGAGUUUCUCAGAUGAGUACUGUUAGUGAUUCCAGUGAAGAUAACUCGCUAGUGAUAUCCGGAGCACUGAUAGAUGAUAAAGCUAUUUGCCAAAAAUCUGCAGAGGUCGAAAGAAACGACUCAGGAGUCGGCUCAGAAACCAGUAAAAGCUCGCUAAGUAAAUAUAGGACGAAACAAGAAGUAUCAGUGCUUUGCGAAGACUGCGAAAUCACUUUAGAAAUCAAAGUAGAGAACGAACCGCUUCUCUGUAGAAAAUGCGGGAAGAAAAGAUCUGAACGCAAGGAGAUCAUCACCGAAAUCGUAGAAACCGAAGAGAAAUACGGCAGAGAUCUGCAGAUUAUCCUCGAAGAAUUCUACCAACCUAUGCUGGUAGCUGGUCUACUGACACCGGAGCAACUGUCUGCUAUAUUCUUGAAUGUAGAAGAACUCCUGGAGAACAGCCAAGCUCUAGCAGAAAGGUUGAGAGAUGCUGUCGAGAUAGCUUUGGAGCAAGGCGAUGAUGACCUGCUUACAGUUAACAUGGGCAAAUUGUUCCUAGAAGCAACACCGAUGCUUCACGCUUUUGAAACGUACUGUAUUAGGCAAGGAGCCGCUAGUUUACUGCUUGCUAGUUUGGAGAAAGAAAAAGAACUGUUACGAAUCUUCUUAAGGUAUGUAAUAUGUUUGUUUCAUGCAAUAUUCUUGUCGCAUAAUCCUUUUAGAAAGCUUGACAGAACAAAAAACAAACUUUCGUUUUGGCCUUCUGAUAUUCGGUUACGUUGCGGCUUUAAGUUUGCCAUUUUACAAAUUAUCAAAUAAGGAGAUUAGGCAUGUCCUAUUUUCAAGCUUCAUCCUAUGUCGUCAGACAACAGGAAUGUGCCCAGCACUGCUAUUACAUAUAACUAUUAACCCACGGGAAUCAAAAUGUGCGCCUAUGGCACAAACUGGACAAAAAAGUAAGUAUUUGUGGAUGACUCAUGCAAUAUACAAAGUAUUUCUUGGUUUAAUAUAGGAAUUAGGGGCCUAUCUCCCACAAAUUUUAUAAUUUUUCUCUAGUUUGAGGGAUACUUUACAAGAAAUUGACUGGAUCAUUAGAUCCCUCACUUUAAAGACGUCGUCUUAUUGAUUUAAUUUCUGACCCUUUAUUACGCACCUGCUUAGUAACAUUGGGCGUUAAAAUGCAAGGCAAAGGAACCCGGCGACAAAUGGCAAUGUUGUCAGUGAUUGUGUAAGAAAUAUAGUUUUUGAAAACAUAACAGAAAGCGCAACAUGUAUGUAUAUUUUUGACUUUAGUUGAAGAGCUAUAAGCUAUUUAACUGUUGUAAAGUCAUUGACAUGCUGAAGCACUCAAAAGAGCUUUCAAGCUGUCUAGUGUGAUAACACUGUAGGGUGUAAACGGUACCUGAAUGAUGAAUGCUCAUCAAACGGCAGUCAGUGGUAGGUUUAAAUAUCUCUCAUCAAUUGAGGAGAAGGAUUUGACAGCGACUAUCAUCUUUCAAACGAUAGCGACACGCCUACUGAAUUCUGCAGUCGUGAAAUUGUACACAAAAUCGUGAUAAAAAUAUUUAUUUAGAGAUUUAUUUCUGACCUUAAAACAUUACAAGAAAACUGACAUCAAGGCCUUCAUAUAAUAAUAAUAAUAAUAAUAAUAACCGUCUUUAUUUCCAAAUAGACUGAUUAUAUAAAAAAUAGCCAAAUACGGGCGAAGUUCAGCUGUAGCUGCUCUUCCACUUAACCCGCUAUAAAAAAGUCUGUACAAAAGGUGAGUGAGACCAACUUAUUCUACUCAUUACAAUUACUAAAUGUAUAUGCAGUGCUUACAUUAAUACAUCUACUAUAAAAGAAUCAUAAACUUGUAUCAAUAUUUUUCUGAAACAUGGUUACUACUGCUGGGAUAAUAGAUAUUUUUUUAAUUGAGUUUUGAAACUUGAGAUGCUCAGAGUUUAUAUUGUACCGGAAGGGUGUUAUAAAUGGAACAAAUUGGUAGCUGAACGAUCGUUCAAAUUGGGCUGUUCGGAAUAUCGGCGGUGUCAGCAACCCCCUGGAUCUUAUAUUGAUGUUAUGCACAUCUGUUCGAAAUGUAACUUUUUCAAAUAAGUAAGUGGGGGGUCUUAUACAAAAUUAUUUUAUGAUGUAAUGUUGCGGCAUGCAAAAAUCUUCUUGUUUCCAUGUUCAACCAAUUCGCAUCUUUCAACUUAUGGAUAUUCGGUCUCGUCUUCUGAUGCCAUAUAUUAAUCUGAGGCAAGAAUUCUGCGCAACCUGAAUUUUUUGUUGGUAAGUGGCAGUUAAGCAUGGGCCAUACAACAUAUCAGAAAAUUGAAGUGCAAGAGCACCAGCGACUCACAUAGAUUUAUUUUGACUCUAACGAGAAGGUUACGUCUGUUGCCGUACAAUAUUUUUAAAGAGGAAUAUGCCUUACGAAUGAGCGAAUUUACAUGUUUUUCAAAUCUUAAUUUACAUCCAGUGUUACACCCAAGUUCUUUGAUUCACUGACAGUUUCAAGUUGUUGUGCAUUGAUGGUAAGUUAAUUGAGUUAGUAACAGCCUGGCGCGCAUGCUUUGGCCCAAAUACAAUUACUUUAGAUUUGCUAGAGUUAAGAUGUAAACAAUGUUCUUCGGCAUUCUUUGUCAAUAAUGAUAAAUCUCUGUUGAUGGUUGCACUCACAAUGUCCACAUCACUGGGUAGAAAAGUAUGAUACAGCUGAGUGUCAUCAGCAUUGCAGUGCAUAUUGCAAGUAUUUAAGCCUUUGCCCAGGUAUGAAGUAUAAAUUGCAAAAAGGAGUGGACCCAUAAUAGAGCCUUGCGGCACGCCUGAUUUUAAGGCUAAUGCGUUAGAAUAACUUCCUCCAAGAAAACCUUUGCUUUCUGCUCUUUAGAUACUUACUGAAAAAGUUGACACGAUCCGAAUCGAGGCCUAUAUAAUGCAAUAUAUUUAGGAGUAAAUUAAAAUUGAUCGUAUCGAAAGCUCGACUAAAAUCCAACAUUAUCAAAACUGUACACCUUCCCUGAUCAGUGGCUCUGAUAAUGUCAUCUGUUACAUGUAGAAGUGCAGUUGUACAGCUAAAAAUUCUUUCUAAAACCAGAUUGAAUUGGAGAGAAAGCAAAGAAAACUUUGCUAGAGUUUCCAUUAAUUGCAACUCAACCGCUUUUUCUAAUAAUUUUGACAAUGCUGGUAUUACAUUAUUAUACUAAAACUAAGUCAAACUUAUAAAAUAAAGAUAAAUAGGAUGAUAUACAAUACUAUAGUUUAUAAAAAUAUUCUGUUUUCCUUUAUAUAUACCUCUU